Molecule: messenger RNA, 4575 nt
Organism: Callorhinus ursinus (northern fur seal)
Lineage: Eukaryota; Metazoa; Chordata; Mammalia; Carnivora; Otariidae
Gene: MCPH1
Product: microcephalin 1
Biological process (GO): cerebral cortex development; mitotic cell cycle
Source: RefSeq, a predicted model, not a curated record
CUCCGUCCGCAGUUCCCGGGUGGGCCAAGUGAGGCUCCGGGAAGCUUCCAAGUGUCCUUACGGAGACAGAAGGGUUUGACUAGGUUUCUUUGGGACACUGGGCCUCGUGAUUCCCAAGGGCACAGAAAGACUCGCGGAGGAGAACGCUGACCAGCAGCGUUAGUCCGGCGGCGAACCCGAGACUGGGCAGUGGAAAAGCCCCUCUGUCGCCUUUAACGCAAGCGGAGGCCUUAACAUUUUUUCCCCACCCUCCUUGGGCUGUUUAGAAAACGUGGAUGAGCGGAUUUCCGUAGAGCCGGAGGGGAGGGGCGCGCGUCAGCCCUGCGCAUGCUCAGUCUCUCCCAAUUCUAGCUCGCCUUGUUUGGCGCGGUGCGGCGGGUGCGCAUCCUACGGUCUCUCAUGGCGGCUCCCGGGACGCCAGGGCGGCAGGUCUUGAAAGAUGUAGUGGCAUACGUUGAAGUCUGGUCAGUGAAGGGAACAGAAAAUUACUCAAAGACGUUUACAGACCAGCUCCUGGAUAUGGGGGCGAAGGUUUCAAAAACUUUUAAUAAACAAGUGACUCAUGUUGUAUUCAAGGAUGGAUACCAGAGCACUUGGGACAAAGCACAGAAUAGAGGUGUGAAGCUCGUUUCAGUGCUCUGGGUCGAAAAAUGCCGGACAGCUGGAGCACACAUCGAUGAAGCACUCUUCCCUGCAGCUAACACUAGGGAACACCUACCAAGCCUAAUUAAAAAAAAAAGGAAGUGUAUGCAGCCCAAAGAUUUUAUUCCUAAAACACCGGAACAUGAUAAAAGGCUUCAGAAGAAAUUUGAGAAAAUGGCUACAGAGCUACAAAGGCAGAAGAGAAGUCUGGAUAAUGAUGUACCUGUCCUCUUAUUUGAAUCUAAUGGCUCAUUGAUGUAUAGUCCCACAAUUAAAAUGUGCAGCGGCCAGCAUAGUCUAAUGGAGAGGAGAUUACAGGAGAUGAAGGAGAAAAGGGAGAACCUCUCCCCUACCUCUUCGCAGAUGCUUGAAAAGUCUCAUGAUAACCCAGCUAACUCCCCAUGUGAAGCUUCUUGGAACAUUUCACAUGAUACUUUGUGUUCAGAUGAAUCCUUUGCUGGUGACCUGCACUCAUCUCUUGAUGAUCUUUUUGGAAACGCGAGAUGUGGAAGUCAGGAAGGGAAACUGGAAGGAAUUAUGGAUGAAAUUAAAAGUGAUGUGUGUGUUUCUUCACCUGCACUGGGAACAGGGAGCAUCCAUUCAUCAGCAUCUCCCGGUUACCUCAGUCAGUUAACACCUCGGAAACCCAUGGGUAGUCUUUCCAAAGAAGAGAUUCUUCUGCCAGGAGAUCCUGCGGGUGAGGUAGUCACCCCGGACAAGCAGGGAGCAGCCAGGAUGGUGUUUGACGAGAAACACAGCUUGUCCCCUAUGUUAUCUGCAACCAAACGCCGCCCUUCGGGACAUUCACGAUCCAAGAGCUCCUCAGCAAAGAGAAAAAGAACAUCUGAGAACUCAGAUGCACCCCGCGAAGAGAGACUGAAGAAGAAGAGGUGCGGUGGGAAGCCUGCCGGGCCGCGGGUGCAGCUGUGGACAUCAGGAAGCCACCUGCAGCUCCCAGCUGGGCCUGCUGUUGAGACUCCUGGUUGUGGGGUGUCCUCGUACGAUGAUUAUUUUUCACCUGAUAAUCUUAGGGAAAGGAGUUCAGAGGCUCUUCUUCCUGGAUUUCAGCCAUCUUCAGGCCUUGCUCGGUUCAGCUGCAGGGGAGGUCUUUCUCAGAGGGAGAGAAGAAACCUACUGCAGAUGGCUGACUUUUCCUGCAUUGGUAAAAAUCCCAGGUCAGUUGACAUGACCAAUGUAACAGCAAAAACUAGCUGCGGUCUUCAGAAGCCUACACAGCACACAGCAGACAUGAUAUGGGGUUGCCUGACCUCUGAGGGAAUGUGUGCCGCUGAAGGAACCCCAGGCUGUUGUCAGCAGGCUGGUGCUCAGAGAAGAGCAGGCCCGCGUGCAGGAGGGAACAGAUGCUGUCAUGUGGAUGAUGAUCCCACUCUGCCGCAGGGGCAUGGACGGGAGGGACUUGAUGGCGAUUUCACUCCUCUGGAAGGGAGCAGCACGGAAAUGAAAGAAUUGCUGGACGUGAGAAGCGUGCAGAAAGAAGAUAGCACUUCUCGAAUGUGGAAUUCAUCUGACGGUGAAAAGCAGCGUGAUCAUGAGCUCGAUUUUGUGGGUGAUCGUACUGUGGACAAAGCUACAGAAGGAAGGGAACCGUCAUCCAGUGGACAUGAUGGAAGUGUUAAAAACGGACCAACGAGGCAUGAUGUUUUCGAUGGCUCAUUAGAAGCCUGUACGGACCUCACCAGACCUCAUGAAGAAUCAAAGAAAAGAGGGAAAGCCCAAAAGCCAACAAGAACAUUAGUCAUGACAAGCAUGCCAUCUGAGAAGCAGAACAUCAUCAUCCAGGUGGUGCAUAAAUUGAAGGGCUUUUCAUUUGCCCGGGAAGUGUGUGACACUACUACUCAUGUGCUCGCCGGGAAUCCUCUGCGCACCCUGAACGUGCUGCUGGGAAUCGCGCGUGGCUGCUGGAUUCUCUCUUAUGAAUGGGUACUGUGGUCUUUGGAACUGGGUCACUGGAUUUCUGAGGAACCGUUUGAACUUUCUAACUACUUCCCUGCAGCUCCUCUCUGCCGCCUGGAGCGUGGUCUGUCUGCAGGGCAGUACCGGGGAACCCUGUUUGCCGACCAGCCGGUGAUGUUCAUCACCCCAGCCAGCAAUCCCCCCAGAACCAAGCUGCGGGAACUGGUCCUCCUGUGUGGGGGUCAGAUCACGCGAGUCCCACGCCAGGCCGGCAUCUGCAUCGGACCCUCCCAAGGAAAGAGGAAGGCAACCACCAAGUAUCUGUCAGAAACAUGGAUCUUAGAUUCAGUCACUCAGCACAAGGUCUGUGCCUUUGACAACUACCUGUUGCUGCAAUGAUGGGCCCAUCAGUCAACACCACGGGGCUGCUGCCAACAGCUCACAAAGUUGUCUUUGGACAUUCACAUGAGCAAACACUCAAGAGAAGGGAUGGAUGCAGAAACGAUGCCUUUUUAUAUCAUCACACGUGUGCCUUGUGGUUUUUAUAUAAAGAAGCUCCUCCAUGUGACUUUCUGAUGACUGAAUGUGUGCUUUACAGAAGCACUGACCAGCCCUAUUUGGGCCUUUUCUAUGCAAUGCCAAUCUUAGUAUUUUAGUGAUGAUCACGAUUAAGAGGUCAUAGAACCUUGGUCAUGGAAGCACCAUACUGUUAAAUAAAGAGUGGGAAUUCAUUUAAGUUGUUUUAUUACUGAGAGCAAAGAACCCCUUAAGUUUCUUGGUUGGACUCGAAGAUCUUUACUGACAUGUCAUAUCCUAGUACAAAGGAUAUCAAUCAGUUACUAGGGUUACUUUUUACCUACCUGAGAUUCUUCUCAAAGUAAUUAAUGAAAACAGGUGUGGGAGCUUUGCCGUAAUUAAUGCCACCAGAGGAGCCCUACUUCUCCAGGUUAGUUUAUGGUGAGGAGAGCAUUACCAACAAGAGAUCAUGGCCUCUGCUGGCUGUACAAUGCUUGCCAUUCCUUAGAGGAAAUUGGCAGUGGGGCUGAAUCAUAUACACACUGGUCCCCUUCUAAAGGAGAGAAAUGCUAAGUCCCAACAAGGCUGGAGGUAGCACCAAGACUUCCUCCUGAUACUAUACCCUCCCCAUGUUAUCUGUUCCUCAUCUCCGCUGUUACUCCAACCUUAAUAAAUUUCAAGUCCCUCAACAAAUAUAGUGGAACAGCUUCUAGAAUAAACCUUCAGAGAAGGAGAUAGCAAUGCACAAGGAAAUGAGUUUCCUCUUAAUUUUAAUAUAAUCUAUGCUCCAAACAAUCCCCUCAACUCAGCAGGCACCAGUCCCCUCCUUCCAAGUUAUAAACCCUGUUUCACUAUGUCCACAGGCAUUGUGGGCUUGGCUACUUUGAAGCUCAGGUACUUUGGCAGAGCUCCCACAACACCAAAGAUUCCUGAGGAGGCUGACGAAAAUUGUGCUGACUCUUGUUGGGGACCAUCCCCUACCCCAUCAGCCACAGACGACCACCCAGGUCUGCAUCUCAGUGCCAAGUUCUGAUCCCUAAUGCUGGCCUGCCUGCCAGUGGCUGGUUGAGAUUCUUUCUGAAAGGUAACAUUUUAUGAGGGUGCUGAUUUGUGUCAGGAAUUACACAAAGCAUUGUAUAUGUGGUACUUCAUUUAAUCUCCUAACAAUCCCAGAAGUCAGUAGCUAUAGGUCUGUAAUCCCUUACCUAAAACAUAGUCCCAGAACUCUAAUUUUUUUUUUAAUUUUGAAAGGUAUGUGGCUCUCAGCAUUUCUAUAUAAGAUUGUAUUGCUGAUUACACUUAGAGAAGGCAGCAAGAAAAAGGAAUUAAGGCAUGAAGAUUUGAAAUGAAGAAGUAAAACUAUUCUCAAAGGUUACUAUUACAUAUAGAACAUUAUAAGGAAUCAAAGAUAAUACCGAAUGAAUAAGCAAGGUAAGCAAGAUUUACAGGAUACAAAAUCAAAAUACAAGCACUGGGUGUUAUAUGCAAACAAUGAAUCAUGGA